Rhododendron vialii is the source of this 1145-nucleotide messenger RNA. RefSeq names its product reticulon-like protein B8. The record is from RefSeq and is a predicted model, not a curated record. The coding region runs from base 181 to 966 and encodes 261 amino acids. NCBI's taxonomy places the organism in Eukaryota, Viridiplantae, Streptophyta, Magnoliopsida, Ericales, Ericaceae. The transcript is spliced from 6 exons.
UCUCCUCCUCUUCCUCUCUCCUCCAUAUUUAAUGGUCACGCAUUAACCGAAGAGAAAAGAAAAAAAAAGAAAAGCCUUUUCAUAACUCUACCAAAAAAAAACACCCCCAAUUUCCUAUACUCUUAUCUCUUCCCUAAUCUCUCCAGAAAUCCAGUCUUUUGGACUAUUUGCUUGUGAACAAUGCCUGAGGGAAUAACGCCUGAGAGUCUUAUGAACAACCUCGUCGAAACAAUUGCUGAUGGUGUUUCGAAGAAGAAAUCUGUGUCCUUUUUUCAGGAAGAUGAAUCGAAGAAGAAAUCUGUGUCCUUUUUUCAGGAAGAUGAAUUAAAGACAGUCGGUGCUCAGUUCAAUAGACUGUUUGGGCGCCAAAAGCCAAUCUAUAAUAUUUUAGGAGGUGGAAAAUCUGCUGAUGUGCUGUUAUGGAGGAACAAGAAGAUUUCUGCAGGUGUCUUAGUUGGUGCUACAGCCAUCUGGGUGCUCUUUGAAUGGCUUAAUUACAAUUUUCUCUCAUUCCUAUGCUUUGGUUUGAUAAUUGGCAUGAUAGCUCAGUUUGUUUGGUCAAAUGCUUCGGGUUUAUUAAACAGGUCACCACCCAAAGUCCCUCGCAUUGUUCUGCCUAAUGAGUUAUUUAUCAACGCUGCCAAGUCAGUUGGUGCUGAGGUUAACCAAGCUUUGGGGUUUCUUCAAGAUGUCGCAUGUGGAGGAAACCUUAAGCAGUUUGUAGUGGUUGUAGCAAGCUUGUGGGCUGCUGCUAUUGUUGGAUGCUGGUGCAAUUUUCUGACUGUCCUGUAUGUUGGCUUUGUUGCUGCACACACGCUGCCCGUUCUGUAUGAGAGGUAUGAUGACCAAGUUGACGGGUUCGUGAACAGUGCCCUCAAUCAGUUUCAGCAUCACUAUCAGAAGCUGGAUGCUGGUGUCCUUAGCAGAAUUCCCAAAGGAAAGCUUAAGGGGAAGAAAUAUGAAUAGAAAUGUCUGCUUACCAUCUGGAUCAUCAUCAGCAAAUUCAAUGUAUGGCUAUUAAGUUGAGUUGUUAUUCUUGCAUGUGCAAAAUCUUAGAGACCGAUUUCAUGGUAAAACUAUGAAUGCCUAAGUCGUUAAACUUUCUUUAGAGAAACUCUCUGGAUUUAUAUAGGGAAUUUUUAGCA